AUGUGCAGUAGGCCGCCAUUCGUCGUGCGGUUGAAAGAUGUGUAUAACGACGGGAGCGAAAACAGCGUGGCAGCACAGGUGGCGGCCGACGUGUCUGUGGCUGCGCUGAGUUUCUUGGCGGCAAUCUCACGACUCCGAGACGACUUACGGACUGCCACUUCCGCCACUGGCUCUGACACGUCAGCGCCAGGCGGCGACGAAGAUGAAAAGAGCAGCCCCACCUGGCCAACUUUCGAUUAUAACCUUCGCGUCAUCUGGCCGUUUAGCCACGCAUACGUUCACAACAUAUUCCAGCCAGACUUUCGUCUUGAGACCACAGAAGUGUCCCGUCAAUCCCGAUUUAACUUCGAUGUCUUGUGA
This is a messenger RNA of Aphanomyces astaci, 360 nucleotides long. RefSeq lists its product as hypothetical. NCBI's taxonomy places the organism in Eukaryota, Oomycota, Saprolegniomycetes, Saprolegniales, Verrucalvaceae. The transcript has 2 exons. The record is from RefSeq and is a predicted model, not a curated record. The coding region runs from base 1 to 360 and encodes 119 amino acids.